AUGAAGAAUUCAAAAUAUGAAAUACCGAAAAGGAGAGCAAGAACACGUGCACGUGUGCAAGCAAGUCCCGUGCGUGUGCUCCAAAAUCCAAAUCCUGAUACUYGGUCUCGGUCCAAGGAUGUCUGCAGAAGUAGAAGCAGCGAGGAGAAGCAUUUGUUAGCGAAGAAGAAAAGAAAGCCAGCCAUGCUUACUUCACAGAUGACCUUGGUUGGGGAUCUUUCUUCUUAUGCUUCUUCUUCUCCUUUCCGGGCGUCAACCCUAGUCUCUGCACCAAAAUCUCCUUCGCCCUUUAUGUCAACCUUCCCUCUCAAUUUCUUCGAUGAAUAUUGUGGCCGCAGGUUCAGUAGAAGAAGAACUAAAGAACAAAAGCCCUUAUUAGCUUCAAUGGAGUUUCGAUCUUCUCAACCGAUGGUUAUCCUAUGCAGCGGUAGCAACGCCUUUUCCUCCAAUUACUUGACAGAAAUGGGGUUAUAUUUCCCCUUCUUUCAAGAAAUUGGACUUGAAGAGAGAGAAGCCGAAGUUCUCUUCCACAAAAAUCCACUUCUGAGGUCUGCAUCUUUGGAAUUCCUUCGCACCCGACUUCUUUCCCUGCGUUCCGUUGGCAUUGAUGGCUUUUCUCUCUGUCGCUUGAUUACCAAACGUCCUGAUGUACUAACGGCGGAAGAAAUUGGUCCGCUGCUCUGCUUUGUUCGUGAUGAGUUGGAAGGUCAGAUAGAACCCUUAAAGCUCGAACGCCUUUUAACUGUUACAGAUCCCCAAUUCUUCGUAGGUUUUUCCGGGAAGGUUACUUUAUUGCUUGAUCAUGGAAUUCCCCGCCAAGAGCUAGCUAAUGUUCUCAACAAUGUCAAUCUCACCAAGGUGUUCUGCUAUAAACCAGCCAAAGAGCUCGAAAGAACUCUCCUUUUCCUGGACCGGUUCGGUGGUGUCGAUUUGAUCAUUCGACGGCCUGGGCUUCUUAAUUUGGACUUGCAAAGCCAGCUUGUUCCACGAAUCAGGUUUCUUACAGAGCUCAGUGGGGAAGAUGAAAAUGCCACAGCAACCGUGUUGCGUAAGCUACCUGCAAUUUUAACCUACAGUGUAGAGCAUCUACAAGGCCAUGCCGAGUUCUUGAGAUCCUUCGUUGGUUUAACCGACCACGAAAUCUUCAGAAUCGUUCUUGUCUAUCCAAAUAUCUUCAGUGUCAGCAAGGAGAGGAAAUUGCGUCCGAGAAUCGAGUUCCUUAAACAAUGCGGGUUGAGUUCUAACGAUAUCUUCAAGUUCCUGAUCAAGGCGCCACUGUUUCUGAGUCUAUCGUUUGAAGAAAAUCUCUCUAAGAAAUUGGGGUUUCUGGUGAAGAUUGGAUACGAGAAUGGAACCAAGGAGUUGGCACUGGCGAUGGGGGCGGUAACCAGAACCAGUUCUGAGAACAUGCAGAAGGUGAUCGGUGUCCUCCUGAGCUAUGGCCUCACUUGUGAUGACAUACUUGCCAUGAGCAAGAAGCAUCCCCAGAUACUGCAAUACAACCACGACUCUCUGGAGAAGAAAUUGGAUUACUUGAUCGAGGAGAUGGGUCGAGAAAUUGGAGAGCUGUUGGCUUUUCCUGCCUUUCUCGGUUACAAGCUCGAAGACAGAAUCAAGCAUAGAUAUGAAGUAAAGAAGAAGACAAUAGGAACCCCUAUAGCCACUUUUUGGCACCUUUAUAGUUGGUGGAACCCCAUCAUCCCAGUAAAGCAGGCAGAGAUAUGGGUGUGAUUCCCAUACAUAGUAGAAGAAACCAGAACCAAAGAAUGCUCUGCUUGACAUAGCUACAGGUGCCUUGCACUUACUAGCGCAAUAACUGAUUUCUGUCCACACCCUGCACUUACUAGUGCAUCAGCCACACCGUUGGAUGGCGAUAAUCCUAAAACAUUACUUCGGAAUAAUGAAUGGCUGCACAUGGAAAUUAUUAGUACUUUGAUACUUUCUAGGACAUUAUUUGGGUCAUCAUCAUUCAAAACUUGCGGUUGCAGUCCACUUUCCAGCUAUCAUAUACUUUCAACUCUGACUCCUCUUGCUCUUUUAGCUAUUGUUGGAAGUUUACACUUAUUUAUGGGUAAAGAUGCCUUUCCAUAAUAUUCUUCUUGUAAUGUGGCUUGAAGACAGGGAAGCCAAAGAUUUUUGAGGUAGGUUCACUAGAGAAGUGGGUUAUUGGCUUUCAUAUGCGGUCCCUAGGCUCUGUUGAUGAAUCUGAGUUCUAAGGAGCAUUCAAUACAACAAGCAAUUCAAGUUUCCAAAAAAGAAAGCGCAUGGAAAAGGCUAGUUAGUCUAAAAUUAUAGUUUUGAGGAGAUUUUUUCAAAACUAGGGUUCAAGAACUUUUCUUGUUCCCAUGUGUUAGCAGGGGAGGAUCUCAGGAGGCACACUUGUGAGGAUAGAGAUUCGCCCCAUGUAAAGAUUGUUCAGAUGCUCAAGUCCGAUUUAUUGACAUGGGGAAAGCCAAGGCGGAGGAAUGUGGUAUGUGAAACCGGCAAUUGCAGAAGUCAGCCCGCUGUACAUGAUUUUAUCUUCAGCCCAUCCGGCCCAUUUCUAAAGAAUGAGAAAAAGGACCGUGAGGGAAAGGUAAUUCUCAAGGUGGGUGACUGAAUUGAAACAGGAGGGAAGUGCACUUUUUUUAGUCUGGGAGUAUGGCUGGAUUAGAACUCUGGGUACGUGGAAUCAACAUUGUUGCAAAGGAAGCUCCGUUUGAUGUUUGAUUACUAACUUUGUUACAAUUUUAAUCGUCUAAUUGAAUGUGUAUGGAUCGCUGGGAACCGGGAAAGUGGGAAGUACUUUCUGAAAUUUCUCCUUGGAUUCAA
Molecule: messenger RNA, 2811 nt
Organism: Nelumbo nucifera (sacred lotus)
Lineage: Eukaryota; Viridiplantae; Streptophyta; Magnoliopsida; Proteales; Nelumbonaceae
Source: RefSeq, a predicted model, not a curated record